AACACAUCACAACGAGCAGAAACACAAUAGAGAGAGUGUUUAGAGAGCUUCGGUUUUCGCACAAAACCGCGAGUAUUGAGAGGAGCUGUUUUAUCCUGGAGACGACCGGUUGAUAGUCUGCCAUGCGCAUCGAAGGCAGUGCCGCGAACGUCUUAAAAAAAGCGACCUAGUCCGCGACUCAGCUCCAGAUUCGGUAACCUCGUUCCUUUUGUUGUUCCGUUCCUAACAUCCCAACACACCAGAGAUCGGGUUGCACACGUACCACCAUUUUCAAUGAUCUCCUCUGUUGUAGGCAUGAUUAUCUUCAUCGCUUGCCAGACGAACAAGUUGUGCUUGGGUAGAAUAUUAAAGCUCCAUAUCUGUUUUCAGAAAGAGCGCUCAAAAAAGGAUACUUCCACCUUCUUCCCUGCCUGCCGUCGACUCAACUGCAAAGCUAAAUGAUAACCUGACUUCCCGAAUAAACACCUGAUUGCUCUCCCUCCCACACAAGUUUAUCCUCAACCUGCAGCUGGGGCAAUUGUAUCUCUAAAAUUUUCGUUACAAUUUCCCCUACAAACCAAUCUCGAAGGUAUACCACUAUCCGAAACCUGGCACCAUAAAAGCCGCCACCCUUUGUCCUAUCACCACUGGAGCCGCCGGUAAGACAACCUCCUAUCUUCAUGGCACUCCUGGGAUCCAGCUAUCCUCACAAAUACGAGCUUGCUCCCCAUCCCCAAUUUGCCAUUUUAAUGCUUCCAGUAGAAGAUCUCGACCAUGCAAAAUUUCUAUCCAACCCCACAAAGGCCUUGAUCUGCUUCCAGCCUCUAGCACUACUGAAUUAGAUGAAUAUUUUCCUUUAAGUACCCGGACAAGCAAUGACUCCAACUCCAUCCAUAUUCUUCAUGCAAUUUUGGCCAACAAAGCCUAGUUAAAAUUCUCUAAUCUUCUAAUUCCCAACUUUCCAUCAUGCUUACUUCGACAUAAAUUCCUCCAAAACACCCAAUAGUAAAUUCAAAUGAUGGCUAAAACCUCAUUUGCAAACCAUUAGCAAACGAGCAAGGCCCGGGCCGACCCGGAUCCGAGUACUAAAACCAUAUCUCGAUAGACUUGGACAACGAUAACUAAAGUUACCCGCAAAUGGAACCAUAUCACCGCCUUCUUCUCUUCGAGCUCCACUUCAACCCUCCCUCGCCGCUGCUACCAUCACUUGCUGUCCAAUACCCCUGCGAAUUCAAGAGUUCUGGGAUCUUGCCUCCCACCACAGCUUUCACCAACUGGAGUCGCCGGGGACCGACCAGACGGCUAAGGUACAACUUCAGAGAUGAGCUCUUCACCGACGACAGCGAUGAUCGGUAUGGAGGUUUCCGGUCUGGCGGAGCUUCUUCGACCAAGAGAGUCUGGUGGCUCGACGACGACGAUGAAGACGCUGAUUCCGAUUUCGAUUCAGAUUCGUGGGAGGUGGAUGAUACGAAGAAUGAGUUCCCCCUUUUCAAGGUGAUGGCAGCUUUAGGUUGGAUGUUUCCAGCAAUUGCAGUAUCUAUGCUGGUAGGAACGGACCAAAACGCAUUGCUCAUGGCCUUAGCAGUUCCACUAGGUCAGACCGUGGUUUCACUGGUGGUUGACAAGCUCUGGGGAAGAAGCACAUACGAGAAAAGACCCAAAACCAGAUCAUGGACCCAAUCAAGGAAGAAAAGACCCUUUAGCAAAACUGCUUCCACGACCGAAACAAGGGCGAGAAAGGAACAAGAUGAAGAAGAAGAAGAAAGAAGAAGCAAUGGAAGUGGGAACGGUUAUCAGUCAUGGGUAGCAAAAGAUGGUGAUGACGAUGGUGCACAUAAGAAGAGGGAUAGCAAAGGUGGUCCGGGGUUUGGUGGGUGGGACGAGCUAGAUAGAGUAGGCAAUGAGACUCCACGAACAAAGACAACUACAAUGCGAAACGGAAGGAAGGUAGAUGGGCAAAGGAAGCAAGGAAACAGAGUUAGGAUGAGCAGAAGAAGAGUUAGGGAGAAACCUCUUCUGUUCCGGAUGCUGGUUGCUGUGUUCCCUUUCAUGUCUUCCUGGACGGGGUUCCUACUUUGAUUGAUAGUGGAAGACCCGACGCUGGUGGAAAGUCGAUAUGUGGACGUUGUUAAACCGGUAGAAAGACCAUAUUGAUGAUUGACUAAGGCAGGAGGAAGCAGAAUGCAGAUCGUCGAAAAGGAAUCACCGUCCUGCUACCAAAUUGUGUAGCAUAUCCGUGGAAAUGAUAGCAGGAAAUGAAGAACUGGGGUGGAUUCACUUAUAAGUCAGCUAUGUUACGUAUAUUUUUUCAUCCAAGGCGACGAGACUAGCUGCUUUGAUCUUUGCAUAUUUGGUAUGCUACUGUGUCAGGUGCUUUUUGCAACUUGAGCACUUUGUUCUCCUUUUGCCUAUUGAGCUCACUAUUCCUGUUCAUCUGAUCAUGUUGCCGCAAGCUGGGUAAAGGUUUGAUUUGGUCAAUACUGAAGAACUGUUCCCUUGUGAAAUCAAUUAGAUAGUUCUUC
Linum trigynum is the source of this 2501-nucleotide messenger RNA. The record is from the annotation of a GenBank genome assembly. NCBI's taxonomy places the organism in Eukaryota, Viridiplantae, Streptophyta, Magnoliopsida, Malpighiales, Linaceae.